Molecule: messenger RNA, 1737 nt
Organism: Centruroides sculpturatus (bark scorpion)
Lineage: Eukaryota; Metazoa; Arthropoda; Arachnida; Scorpiones; Buthidae
Product: zinc finger BED domain-containing protein 5-like
Exons: 1
Coding region: 451-1737 (428 amino acids)
Source: RefSeq, a predicted model, not a curated record
GCCCGCGGGCACCAUAGCGCCCGCCGAUCGUUUUACGUGUGCCCGCUGCUGUGCGACCACAAUAAAAAUAUUUCAGUUUUCAAUAAAAUGCUAUGUAAAAGUUUUCUUAUUUUUAAUGAUUAUCCAAACAAAAGUAGAAAUGGCAUCCAACACAGAUAAAAGAACAAAGCGAAAUGCGACUGAUCUCUUUUUUCCCUUUUGCCAAAUCUUCUCCAACCUAAUUACCCAUACCUAAAAUGAAAUAAACCGUUCCAUUUUUAUGGUUGCUGUGACAACAAAGACAUUUGUCUCAUGAGAGCCGGACAGUAGUGUGGUUUGUGCUGUGAGGUAAACGUUCAUUCGAGGUAUCUACUUUAUUAUUUAUUCAUAAUUAUAUGCUCAUAUUUUUUGUAUACUGUGUUUUGUAUACUCUUUCGUUGUUUUUAAAUACUUCCUUAUUUUUACCCCAAAAUGAGUGGAUCAAGUAAAAGACAACGGACCUAUAAUUUUAAUAAUGAAUGGGAGGAUUUAUAUUGCUUUGUCAAUUUAAAAGACAAAUGUAUUUGUUUGUUGUGUGGAAAUAGCGUCGCGGUGCCGAAAAAACAUAAUGUUGAACGUCAUUUCCUGACAAUUCAUGCUAGUUUUAAUACGAACUAUCCACUUAAAUCUGAAAUAAGAAAGAAGAAAAUAGAUCAACUAAAAUCAAAUCUGUUCGCUCAACAGUCAGUUUUCACUAGGCCUGCGUUAAGAUCUAAAAAUGCUACUAUUGCUUCUUUAAAAAUUUCUCACAUACUCGCAAAGAAGAAAAAGCCUUUCCAGGAUGGUGAGUUGUUAAAGGAAGCAUUUCUUACUGGUGCCGAUUGCUUAUUUGAGGGAUUUUCCAACAAACGUGAGAUCAUGUCAGCAAUACAAGACUUACAGUUGUCAGAUAACACCGUUACAAGAAGAAUACAAGCCAUUUCAAAGGAUAUGCAAACUCAGUUAAAGAGUGAUUUGGAAAUAUGUGAGUGGUUCUCACUUCAAUUUGACGAGUCUACCGACAUAUCAGACACAGCACAGUUAGCAGUUAUGGUGAGAAUGGUAUUUAGUGACUUUACUGUAAAAGAAGAUCUACUAAAAAUAUUACCCAUGAAAGGACGAACAACAGGUGAGGAUAUCUAUAAAAUAUUUAUAACAUAUGCAAAGUCGAUAGAUAUGCCUCUCCAGAAGUUGUCUGCGAUAACCACUGACGGAGCACCAGCAAUGGUUGGUAAUGUCAAUGGAUUUAUUGCCCUCUGCAUAAAAGAUAAAUCAUUUCCAAAUUUUAUGUCGUAUCACUGUAUUAUCCACCAGGAAGUUUUGUGUGGUAAAAUACUACCCUUCGGACACGUCAUGAAAAUAAUUACAAAAAUAGUCAACUUAAUUCGCGCAGCUCCUUUGCAACACCGCCUUUUCAAGGCCCUAUUAGAAAAUCCUGAAGAUCCUGAUCUCAUUCUGCAUACUGAAGUACGUUGGCUCAGUAAAGGCAAAGUUCUUGCUAGAUUUGUAAAUUUAAUUGAAGAAAUAAAAAAUUAUCUCAAUGCCAAACACCAAAAUUUUUUUGAACUAACAGACCCUCGUUGGCUAGCGGAUUUGGCUUUUUUCACAGACAUAAUGGAAAAACUGAAUUAUUUAAACUUAGAGCUGCAAGGAAAAGACAAACAUAUAGCUACAAUGAUAGGGUCUAUAAACUCAUUUAAAGCUAAACUGGUUUUGUACAUUAUGUGUAUGUAUUAUUAA